Aethalodelphis obliquidens (Pacific white-sided dolphin) is the source of this 1780-nucleotide messenger RNA. RefSeq names its product transmembrane protein 9 (gene TMEM9). Gene Ontology annotation, cellular component: lysosomal membrane. The record is from RefSeq and is a predicted model, not a curated record. NCBI's taxonomy places the organism in Eukaryota, Metazoa, Chordata, Mammalia, Artiodactyla, Delphinidae. Bases 89 to 1024 code for a protein of 311 amino acids. The transcript has 6 exons.
GGGCCCGCGGCCUGGCUGUGGGGUUGGGGCUCCCAGACUUCGCGCCUCAGGUUCUCCUCGGCCGGAGCGGGAGGAGCUGCGGGCGGUGAUGAGGGAGGGCGGAGGAACGCGAGAUGGGGGUCGCUGGCCGGCCUUGUCCGGCGGACCCGAGGCCCGCGGUCCCGCCCAGGAGGCCCCGCGGCCCGGCGCGCCAGGUGGGCUGUGGAAGUCGAGGCCUGGGGGAGAGGGAAGCGCCUUCGCGGACCAGGCUUGGAAGGCCCAGGACCCCGGGCCCAGCUCCCACCCGCUUACCAUGCCCGAGCAGGGCGGUUCGCUCCGGGGCCGAGGGUGCUGCGUGGCCGCCCGCCCCUUCUCCGCCUCAGUAUUUCUCUUCCAGGUGGGCGGUCUUGCCGGCCCCGGAAGUCUGAGAAGCAUGAAGCUCCUGGGUUUGGUGGCCGUGGUCGGAAGUCUGCUGGUGCUCCCAGCCCAAGCCAACAAGAGUUCUGAAGAUAUCCGGUGCAAAUGCAUCUGUCCACCAUAUAGAAACAUCAGUGGACACAUUUACAACCAGAAUGUGUCACAGAAGGACUGCAACUGCCUGCACGUGGUGGAGCCCAUGCCGGUGCCCGGCCACGACGUGGAGGCCUACUGCCUGCUGUGCGAGUGCAAGUACGAGGAGCGCAGCACCACCACCAUCAAGGCACAUCCACCACUUGAUAUUCUUGGGACUGAGGGUGAUGGCGUGGCCUGGGGGGCUCUGCAUCAGGUCAUCAUCGUCAUCUACCUGUCGGUGGUGGGCGCCCUCCUGCUCUACAUGGCCUUCCUGAUGCUGGUGGACCCUCUGAUUCGAAAGCCGGACGCCUACACUGAGCGGCUGCACAACGAGGAGGAGAACGAGGACGCGCGCUCUGUGGCGGCUGCCACCUUCUCCGGGCCCCGGGCGAACACAGUCCUGGAGCGCGUGGAGGGAGCGCAGCAGCGGUGGAAGCUGCAGGUGCAGGAACAGCGGAAGACAGUCUUCGAUCGGCACAAGAUGCUCAGCUAGGCAGCAGUGCCGCCGGGCCACGAUCAGGGCAGGGCCGGAGGCCACACGGAGCUGGCCACUCUCCCCACUCAGUGCUGCCCUCUGGGUCUCCCCCUUAAAGCCCGGGGCGUUUUUCCUUCUCUCUCUGUUUUGACAUGUGCUCAGCUGCAUAAUCUAGGAAGAGCACUGGGCCCAUGGUCUCGGUUUGCCUGCACAGGUGGUCUUCGGGGGGGAGGGCUGGGGGCCUCGGGACUGGAGCGACCCUGUCACCUUGCUCCCUCCUCGCCACCCUCCCGGCUCCAGACCUUGGGAGCUCGGUCAUCAGGAGCUGAGUGUGGGACAGGAAGGCACGGCCGGCUUCCUCCCGGCCCGACUCCUCGGCCCUGGCCCGGCCUCACUCCAGCCCUCGGGACGGCUCUGCUGGGAAGGCUGAUGCCACAGCGCGGCCGUCGUCCUCAGGGCACACCUGGACGCUGUUCCGGCUUCUCUCCCCCUUCCUCUUCUCCCAUCAAUGCAGGGAGAACCAAGGACCCUGCUCGCUCUGCCUCCUGGCCCCCGCUCCCACUUCGGAAGCCAGGCAGUGCCCCCCCCACCUCCCGCCCCGGUCUGCAAUUGCUGAGCCGUUGGUGGGACCACAGGACCCCGAGGCCGAGUGGUGGCUCUGAGCACCUGGGCUCCUAUCCACAGACUGACACUUGUCCCUGAAUUUCAUUGUACCAGUGCAUGGAGAGGAGUGUCAUCCUUCUCUUACCUGUAAAUCGAGGAAGCCGCCUGAAA